UGGGAAGAUCCAGCGGCAACGGCACACAACCGCGCUCUCAGCGAUAUUCGUAGUCGCCCUGACGUCAUAGAAUAUUUCCGCGAUUCCCUCAGCACCCUUCUCACAGGUGCUACGUCUGACGACGCCUUGUUUCAGUUAGGAAGAGUGCACUUGUAUCCUUUUUUAGUGCGUCCUUCUCUUAUGGUCAGCUUUUCUCCUUCUCGUCGUUCUCUCAUGCCAUAUUGUUGCCCUUUUGUUCCCACGGGACGAAAGGUAAAGGGGAAAUAAGGAAGGUCCUUUUGUUCCCACGGGAAAGGAUGACAGGGGAAAGGAAGGUACCUUCUGGAUGAUGAGGGGGCCGGGAUGGACGAUUCACUCGCACUGCACUCUAAUGCUGCAACUGCGCCAGCAAGCGAGGCUAUUUCGAGCAUCGCGGCAGCAGGAGCGACGCUAUUUUCAGGGAGCACUUCACAGACUGGUCACAUGAUCGUGCAAUCAGUGUCGUGGCCUGAAACUUUACCUGAGGACAUCGUGACAGCUUUCAAGUCUGCCAUCCACGUAGCGACACAUCAACAAUUCUGCGCACCUCUCCUUCCUUUGGUGUUUUCCUCAGUGGCGACUUGCACAAGUGGUGUCAUGGAGAAUGGGGGAAAGACAACAGCGGAAACAAGAUGGGCUACAGCGACGACGCUGCUGCGAGCAUUGCAGGAAAUAGGCAGUGAUGAUACAACAACUUCGACAAAAAUGCUCAACAUCGAUGAUGGUGCAUCUACUUCUUCUACAACUCGUAUUAUUGGACCAACGGCGCAGCGUGAGCGUCCUCUGGUGUUUACCAAGAAGACUCAACAACUACAUCCCCUCCUCAAGAACGUAGAGGAACUCCAAGUAGUGUCCUAUCAGAUUUCAGAGGAAGGCGACGACUUCGGACCCUUUGAUCCGG
Molecule: messenger RNA, 919 nt
Organism: Amoebophrya sp. A25
Lineage: Eukaryota; Dinophyceae; Syndiniales; Amoebophryaceae
Source: the annotation of a GenBank genome assembly